AUGCGUGUCCGCUUUCUGUUCGCUUCCGGCUUGGCCGCCCUCAUCGGUCCGGCCAUGGCAGACUAUCAAGAGUGCCCCGACCACCUCGCGCCUGUCACUCAGUUCUACCUGUUUGGCAACGAUGAAUGUGCCAACCACGGGCCUGGCAAAAGGCUAGGCAACGUCCGAGUGUGCAUGACCGACCUUGCGCAGCACAACUUCGGCGAGCCUCAGGGCUGCCACAAACUGGAACAAGAGGGUGUGCUUUCCAUUUCGCAGUGGACGAAUAUCAAAGGAUGCAACCUCUACAUGUAUACUGAUGCUGGGUGCGUGGGCGGCAUCAAGGAGCUCACCGACCUGGGUGGAUGCAACUCUCCUUCUGGGGACUGGAAUGGCAAGCCAUGGAUGGCCUAUCGAGCCUGGUGCCCACCGAUGUGA
Messenger RNA from Cordyceps fumosorosea ARSEF 2679, 417 nucleotides. RefSeq lists its product as hypothetical. The record is from RefSeq and is a predicted model, not a curated record. The transcript has 2 exons. NCBI's taxonomy places the organism in Eukaryota, Fungi, Ascomycota, Sordariomycetes, Hypocreales, Cordycipitaceae. The coding region runs from base 1 to 417 and encodes 138 amino acids.